AUGGAUACGUCCCGUUUCACACCUAAAAAUUUAAAACAAUUAAUGAAAAACAACGGCGAUGGUUCAUUUGACAUUCAUACUCCCUGGUCAUCAUACGAAAAAUACUGUAUAGAAAUCCAUACACCACCUGCGAAUACAGUAUUAAUUCCAUUUUAUAAAAUUUAUAUAAGUUGGAUUAUUCUUAGUCCUCAAUCUUCAGCGUCUUCUAAUGAUGAAACAUUUAAAAGUUCUUGUAAUUUAAUCGCACCACCGACAAAUUUUAUAAUAACAUUACAUAAUGAUCCAAAAUCUUCUGGAAAUGAGUAUUCUCAAAAGGUCACAUCCAAAUGGUCAAUUCCUAUUGCAUCAGAUGUUAAACCGAAUUCUUAUCUUUGGACAGUUCCAUUACUAGAGAAUUCUGAUAGUAAUAAUUCUCUUGGUAAUGGAAUAGGUGGAAUUUCUAACAUAGAUAUGGGAGAGAAGAAGAUUAAAAAUAUGUCAUUAUUUUAUAUUCGAGUCGAAUCGAAUGCUAUGGUAAAUAAUGUGAUGGAAACUGUAUUUGGUGUUGUUGGGCCUUUGACUGUUUGGAAUACUCCUGAUAAAGAAAAUAAAACUUUGUUUUUACCUGAAAAAAAAGAAAAAUUACCUCCAAUACUUAGUGAUGGAACUAGAUUGGGAAAAUUGGUGAACAUUUUACCCACUUCUACGGUGGUGGAUGAAUUGCUUUAUUUUGAAAUAUAUUCUUAUGAAAGUGGAAAUAUUGUUCGAAAUGAUUCCUAUCCAAAGUCGAAAGUUGAGUCGUAG
Molecule: messenger RNA, 783 nt
Organism: Dentiscutata erythropus
Lineage: Eukaryota; Fungi; Glomeromycota; Glomeromycetes; Diversisporales; Gigasporaceae
Source: the annotation of a GenBank genome assembly